AUGAUAGUUGUGGUGGUGGUGAUAGUUGUGGUGGUUAUGAUAGUUGUGGUGGUGGUGAUAGUUGUGGUGGUAGUGAUAGUUGUGGUGGUGGUGAUAGUUGUGGUGGUGGUGAUAGUUGUGGUGGUGGUGAUAGUUGUGGUGGUAGUGAUAGUUGUGGUGGUAGUGAUAGUUAACAUGGUGAUAGUUGUGGUGGUAGUGAUAGUUGUGGUGGUGGUGAUAGUUGUGGUGGUGGUGAUAGUUGUGGUGGUGGUGAUAGUUGUGGUGGUAGUGAUAGUUGUGGUGGUGGUGAUAGUUGUGGUGGUGGUGAUAGUUGUGUUGGUGGUGAUAGUUGUGGUGGUGGUGAUAGUUGUGUUGGUGGUGAUAGUUGUGGUGGUGGUGAUAGUUGUGGUGGUAGUGAUAGUUGUGGUGGUGGUGAUAGUUGUGAUGGUGGUGAUAGUUGUGGUGGUAGUGAUAGUUGUGGUGGUGGUGAUAGUUGUGUUGGUGGUGAUAGUUGUGUUGGUGGUGAUAGUUGUGGUGGUGGUGGUGGUGGUGGUGAUAGUUGUGGUGGUGGUGAUAGUUGUGGUGGUGGUGAUAGUUGUGGUGGUGGUGAUAGUUGUGUUCCACGUGAUAGUUGUGGUGGUGGUGAUAGUUGUGGUGGUGGUGAUAGUUGUGGUGGUGGUGAUAGUUGUGGCGGUGGUGAUAGUUGUGGUGGUGGUGGUGGUGGUGGUGAUAGUUGUGGUGGUGGUGGUGGUGGUGGUGAUAGUUGUGGUGGUGGUGAUAGUUGUGGUGGUGGUGAUAGUUGUGGUGGUGGUGAUAGUUGUGUUGGUGGUGAUAGUUGUGAUGGUGGUGAUAGUUGUGGUGGUGGUGAUAGUUGUGGUGGUGGUGAUAGUUGUAGUGGUGGUGAUAGUUGUGGUGGUGGUGAUAGUUGUGGUGGUGGUGACAGUUGUGGUGGUGGUGAUAUUUGUGGUGGUGGUGAUAGUUGUGGUGGUGGUGAUAGUUGUGGUGGUGGUGAUAGUUGUGGCGGUGGUGAUAGUUGUGGUGGUGGUGGUGGUGGUGGUGAUAGUUGUGGUGGUGGUGAUAGUUGUGGUGGUGGUGAUAGUUGUGGUGGUGGUGGAGAAGAAUAAAUAG
Messenger RNA from Candidula unifasciata, 1107 nucleotides. The record is from the annotation of a GenBank genome assembly. Lineage: Eukaryota; Metazoa; Mollusca; Gastropoda; Stylommatophora; Geomitridae.